AUGGCUACCGAAGGCCGUCCGGUUACACGGGUCCGGGCCUCCCUCACCUGCAUUCCGUGCAAGCGGAGAAAGGUGAAAUGCGACAAGCAAAAGCCGGUCUGCCAGCAAUGCAGACGCACAGGCGUCUCUUGUUCAUACGAGGCCGUUCCCACGGGACCGGAUCCGCCCUAUUCGGAACAACCGCCAAAGAGACAGAGAACUGGCCCAGCAUCCCAGCUUGCCGGUGGUGGAACAGGAAGCGAUCGCCCUGUGCCCGUCGUAUCACUAGCGAGCCCAGGGCAGGCGCAGCAGCCUGCCUUGUCCCAGAACCCGGCGCCGUCGGAAGCAGAUACGUCAUGGGCGUCCCAUCAUGGUGCAGAUAUAGGGACGCAGUUUCUCCCCGAAGACGAUGACCUCUCGUUUCUCGAUGACACCGAUGGCCCGUCGAACUGCAGCGCGAACGGCCUGGGUGAGUUCUUUCUGUCCACCGACUUGAUCACAUAUGGCUCUGCUCCGCUGUCAGACACCCGUGAUCAUGUCCGUGCUGCCACUCAUCCAAGCGCUUCAACGAAUUCUGAGGACAGCAACACCUUGGAGUUGCCUGUCUCUGUCGCCAACCAUAUAGAGAGUCAUCCUGUCCCUACCACCAAAAGAACCAAUGCUGCGGAUUGCUUCGGAGCCCAAGAUCUAGAUUUUGGGCAAAGAGCAUCUCGGCCUUUGAGGUUCAUGCCCGACAAUCGCCUGACGGGUUGGGAACUACCAGCAUGCUUGAGUGAUGUGACAAGGCACCUGCGUCGCUACGUUGACAGUCCCUUCUGGGCCCUUGCUGGGAACCAAAAGCUCGGGUGCACCGCUCUCCUCCAGAACCACAUAACGCAAUAUCACUCUCAGCACUUCCACGAGCGGCGCUGGGCAGAGCUCUCCAAGGUUCUGCAGGCACUCCCCUCCAAAAGGCUGUGCGACGUCCUGCUGCGGUCAUUUCUGCUCGGCGUGAGGCCGAUACUACCUCUCGUGCACGUCCCUACCCUGAAGACGCAGUACGACUCAUUCUGGGAUCGGCACGGCGACAGGCACUCGGCCACACCACCCACCAGGAGUCUGAGGGAAGACCCUUCCUUCGCAUGCCUACUGUGGUCGGUGCUCUACUGCGGGGCCGUGGCAGCCUCACCGGACCUCCUUGCCGAGGCACAGUUCCGGGUUAGUGACACGCCAGCAUUCCUCUCCCGGCUACGAUCCAAGUUGAACGAGACGCUAGAAAUAUGUUGUCAAGCCCAGCUACCUACUCUGAACGGGCUGGUGGCCUCACUCUUGGCGGAGGAUUGCGACCCAACUGUCGACCAGAUCCUGGAUAUGCCUCUUUUCAUCUCCCGGUCGAUUCAGGCUGCAAGAACGAUGGGCUUGCACCGAGAAGACACGCUGGCUGCAAUGGGAGAAGUGGAGGGAGACAUCGGGAGACACGUGUGGCACCACCUCAUCCACUUGGAUGUUCUUGCCACCAUCCGGUCUGGGACAACAUUAUCCCACAGUAGUGGCGAAGACUCAUACAACACGCUUGCCCCCAACGAACACGGCGGCCAGAAGUCAGGUCGCAGCUUUCCUUAUCAAGCGGAUCCACGGGCCUCCCUAAGCAACAUUGUGGCCACCGGUAAGUAUGAGCUUACUCGCAUCAUCAGACGCAUUCUAGAAACAUGUUACGGCAGCAGCAGCUCGCCGCCGCCGAAGGGUCAACUAGAGAGGGUGGCUGACGACAUUGAGCGUUUCGAGAAAAGAAUCGACGGCCUCAUAUCCAUGAUCGAGGCCCGCGGGCUUCCCGAACACGGCCAGAUUUCGUCCCAGCUACUUAGCGCGAGCCCUCUCACACAUGGCCAUUUGUACCAGGAUGACCCUCACGAGUCGGCGGUCUUCAGUGCUUACUGCCGCAUCUGGCUCUCCAUGAUGAAAUAUUACGCCUCCGUCCUCUUUAAUCGCCAAUUUCUCCACCAGACGAGUCUAGACCAAAGCUCUAGUCUCUGGAGCCUGUGA
This is a messenger RNA of Diaporthe citri, 2001 nucleotides long. RefSeq lists its product as uncharacterized. Gene Ontology annotation, molecular function: DNA binding; zinc ion binding; DNA-binding transcription factor activity, RNA polymerase II-specific. The transcript has 3 exons. The coding region runs from base 1 to 2001 and encodes 666 amino acids. The record is from RefSeq and is a predicted model, not a curated record. Lineage: Eukaryota; Fungi; Ascomycota; Sordariomycetes; Diaporthales; Diaporthaceae. Gene Ontology annotation, biological process: regulation of DNA-templated transcription; DNA-templated transcription.